AUGCCUCGUGUUACCCAUUUUGACACCGACGUUGGCCGUCUCCCCAAUGGGAUGGAAAGGAUUUCGUAUGACGAUAGGACUAACAUGUAUACCUUCCGUGCGGCGGAUGGGACCCUUUGGGAGAGUUCCUCAGGCAAUGCCUAUGGGGAACUGACCGAAGUUGGCGUUCGCACGCCGGCGAACCCGGAAUUCGUCAUCCGGAACCCCCAAUUCUAUUCUCCAGCUGAGGUUCGACGUGCUACUGACUUGUUCCCAUCUAGGCGUCCCAGCACACCCCCACACCAUCGUGCCGCCGACGCGUUUACACGGGGGAUACCCACGCGUGCAGCAACGACUAGACGUCCCGCUGGCCCUUCCGCAGAAGCAAGACCUCGAUCAGCAACGACUGGUACACGUCCCGCUGCUCCUCGCCAAGAACGUCGACCAACUGCUCCUCGCCAAGAGCAUCAAUCGGCCGCUCCACGACAACGUCAGUCGACCAGACCUCGUGAAGAACGUCGGUCGACUGGUCCUCGGCAACCUCAAUCGGCCAGACCCCGUCAACAACGUCGGUCGACUGCUCCUGCUCGACAACCUGGUGCUCUUCAGAGAACGGCUACAUCAUGCCUGACUUCGCUUCGUCAACGAGCACGGUCCGUCCGGAUCACACUCACUGGAAGUGUGAGCAAGACACUGGAGGAGGCCAAGGCUGCCAUCAGCAAAAUCUGA
This is a messenger RNA of Fusarium pseudograminearum CS3096, 708 nucleotides long. RefSeq lists its product as uncharacterized. Bases 1 to 708 code for a protein of 235 amino acids. The record is from RefSeq and is a predicted model, not a curated record. The transcript has a single exon. Lineage: Eukaryota; Fungi; Ascomycota; Sordariomycetes; Hypocreales; Nectriaceae.